Messenger RNA from Nothobranchius furzeri (turquoise killifish), 1175 nucleotides. RefSeq names its product lin-37 DREAM MuvB core complex component (gene lin37). Lineage: Eukaryota; Metazoa; Chordata; Actinopteri; Cyprinodontiformes; Nothobranchiidae. Gene Ontology annotation, biological process: negative regulation of transcription by RNA polymerase II. Gene Ontology annotation, cellular component: transcription repressor complex; Myb complex. The record is from RefSeq and is a predicted model, not a curated record.
UAGGAUAAAAUAAUAUUUUUGCCAUAGAAUUUCUUCACUUUUUCUUUUACGAAUAAUCAGUUGGUUAAGCGCUGCUAUGUAAGUCAGCUAAUGGUGCUGUUGGCAAACAGCCGUUGCAGCCAGGAUACCAGGACCCUUUGUUAGAGAUCAAACAAGAAUUAAUUUCAACAUUAAAAAAGGUUACAAAAGUGCUGAAAAGAAGACAAUGCACCACAUCAAGAUAAAGACUGAACGGCUAGAUGCAGAGAACACCGCUGCACGCAGCAAGUUGGAUGCUGUGUUAAAGGGUCUUGUAGAGAAGAGCGAAAAUGAGAGAGAACCAAAUGAGGGUGAUCCAGGAAAAUUAUCAGUGGACUCCUUGCACAAGGAUUUGUCUCCAUCUUCUGCUGGAAAGAGACCUUCAGCAAGAUUUCCACAGCAUCGAAGGAAGAAACGGAAGGAGAUGGAUGAGGGCAUACCAGAAACCAAUCUGCAUAAACAAAAUGCUUAUGUUAUUAAGUUGUUUGAUCGCAGUGUUGAUUUGGCUCAGUUUAACACCAGCACCCCUUUAUAUCCGAUUUGCCGUGCCUGGAUGAGAAACAACCCUUCUGUUCGAGAGCCAACAGCUUCCCCAAACUCCCCACACAGCAUGUUGGAAGAAGAAGUAACAGACAUGAUAAACGGCAAAGGUCAGAAUGUGUACCGACUCCCCCCUCCUGCUCCCAGCCCAGUUAGCCCUUCAGGUGAACCCAUCAAUCUCAGGAUUCAACAAAUUGAAAAACCCAUCGUUACAAAGUCAAGUGAUGCUCCUGUGUCAGAAUCCCUAAUAAGUGACCACUUGGAACGCUGGAAAAUGAUAAGGCAGAAGCGGAAGGAGUGCUCCAAUAAGAACCAGUUGAGAUACAGUGAGAGCAUCAAGAUUCUGAAGGAGAUGAAGGACCUUUAUGAUCAAUAACCCGUCACCUCGUAGCUCUUCACAACAACAUGAACUUGCUUCAGAUAGAAAGGACUUCACUUAUUCUGUCAUACCCACGUUCUACACAGUUGGACUUGUAGUAAAAAAAUAAGAAAACGUUGGGUCCUAGAAGACCUUAAUUUGUUUGUAUUACAGUCAAAAGUUGGUUUUGUGGGUCACCACGGUGAUGUGAAACUUUUUAUUAAAUCAAAUUGUGUGAAUAAAAGUUUUUUAUGUAGUA